AUGACGUCUUGGAGGCAAGGAGAGCUAGGAAAGCGACCCGUUCGCAUUGCUAACUGUUCUGGCUACUGCGGUGAUCCUGCGGAGGAGAUGAUGAAACAGGCAACCCUUGGAGAUAUCGACUUUAUCACGGGUGACUACCUUGCGGAAGUCAACCUAGCGGCAAACGCAGAGGCUUUCGCCAACGGAAAGCACCCUGGAUACGAAGUCUCUGCCUUGGAAGGCUUGAAAAUGACCCUGGAUGUGAUCAAUACGAAGAGAAUCAAAGUUGCCCUCAAUGGAGGUGCCCUCAAUCCAAAAGGAUUGGCCGAAGCUGUCGCGGAGCUGGUGAAAGAGAGGAAUGCCACCUUGACUGUGGCAUAUAUCUCUGGCGAUGACGUCCUCCCUGAAGUUCGUCAGCGCAUACAAGUUGCAGAAUCUUCCCAGUUGCCACAUCUUGACUCGGUAGGCAAUAGCGUCAGGGUUGAGCAGGGGAUGAUGCCGCCUGCCGAAAUGAAUCCCGAUGCAAUCGUGUCAGCCAAUGCCUACUUGGGCGCCCGCGGAAUCGUUGCCGCAUUCAGAAACGGUGCUGACAUUGUCAUUGCAGGCCGAGUGUCUGAUGCCUCCCCCGUCAUCGCUGCUGCGUGGUACUGGUGGUCGUGGAGCGACACGAAUUACGACCAGCUAGCCGGCGGGUUGGUUGCAGGCCAUCUGAUUGAAUGCUCGGCAUACGUGACUGGAGGGAACUAUGCUGGUUUUACCGAAGCAAAGUAUGGCGGUUGGCAGAACUUUACCCAUCCAGGAUUUCCCAUUGCAGAAGUGGACGCAGAUGGAUCUUGCGUGAUAACAAAGCACCCCGGCACAGGUGGGUUCGUGGACGAAGAUACGGUAAAGUGCCAGCUUCUCUACGAGCUCCAGGGGAGCGUCUACCUUCAUAGUGACUCCAAGGCUGUCCUGGAUGAGGUCACUGUUAGGCAAGUUGGGCCAGACCGGGUGCGUGUUAGUGGAAUACGGGGCCUACCUCCGCCGCCAUCGACAAAAGUGGCCAUCUUUUACAAGGGUGGCUACGAGUCGCAGCUGCUACUGAACACAGCCGGAUAUGACUGGGAGGCGAAAUGCGACUUACUCGAGAAGCAGGUACGACUUCAGCUUGGGGACAAAGCCAACGACUUGGAUAUACUCCAGUUUCAACGCGUGGGAGUACCAGCCGAUAACCCCCGUACGCAAAAUAGCAGCACCAUGUACAUACGAAUAAUAGCGCAUAGCAAGGAUUCCAAGUCACUGAUGUUAAUUCCUAAAGCUAUCUCAGACAUCUCACUUAAACACUUCCAUGGAUUUCACUGCUCUCUGGACAUGCGCACCGCAUUCCCUAAGCCUUUUCUCGCCUACUACCCUGCUCUUUGGGACCAGUCAGCCAUUCGAGAGAGAGUCACGUUCAUCAACAACGCUGUCUCCUCGUCCAUUCAUCGCCCCGUCGAUGCCGGAAUCCCACCUAUUUUUGGGCCCCUCUCUAGCCGAGACAGCUACGAUACGGCCUCUCCGGUCCCGCUCACCGGCCCGAAGAGGAAGAUCAAACUUGGAGACGUGGCACUUGCACGAUCCGGCGACAAGGGCGGCAACCUCAACGUGGGAAUAUUUGUACGCACUCAGCGUCAGUGGGAUUGGCUACGGACAUAUCUUUCGCGGGAACAGAUGUGGAGCCUUCUUGGUGACGAUGCGAAUGACAGCUAUACCAUCGAACGGGUCGAGUUUGGGCACAUCUUUGCUGUGCAUUUUGUGAUCUAUGGCAUUCUAGGCCGGGGCGUUAGCAGCUCGACCAGAUUGGACGCGUUCGGGAAAGGGUUUGCUGACUAUUUGAGAGACAAGAUUGUGGAAGUGCCAGAGGAACUUGUUGAAUGA
Messenger RNA from Fusarium keratoplasticum, 1875 nucleotides. RefSeq lists its product as uncharacterized. The transcript has 6 exons. Lineage: Eukaryota; Fungi; Ascomycota; Sordariomycetes; Hypocreales; Nectriaceae. Bases 1 to 1875 code for a protein of 624 amino acids. The record is from RefSeq and is a predicted model, not a curated record.